GACAGUCACAGUUUCUUGAAAACGACAGUCGCACGCUGACAUUGUUGAAAGGCUAACAACAUACAGCGCAGUCAUUAUCUUGUGAGGAAAAGAGAAAAUUAUUCUAUUUUUUUUUUUUUGGAAGGUGGUGAAACUUAGAUACAAACUGUCCUGCUUACAUCUGAUGUCACUGAAGUCUGCUACCAGUGGAAGAAAAGUAAACAGACAGAGAUGACCUACUUUUAUCUGCACCUAUGUAAGGCUUCUGAAUGAAAAACAUCUCUCUACUUCUGGGUAAAUUCAAAUCAGCCAUAUUUCUGGAAGCUACUGGCGGAAGUAUAAAAAGUUUGAGAGUUCUUGUUUACUCAUACUUCACAGAUGAAUCAGGAUCAGGAGCUAUGGGAGCUCGAGGACUGGUACCCACCUCUGUGUCCACCGGAAACCCUCAAGGAGGACCUACUCCGAGAUGUAAACUUCACUCAAGUGGACAAGGACGCUCGGGCGAAACUCAAUUCACCAAAAGACAGUUUCGACAAACUUGUCCAACACCUCACCGGUCAUUUGAGCUCCGAUCUACACAAGUUAAGAGCAAUUUUUGUGUGGAUGGGCGCUCAGAAUAUAGGAUUUCGACAAGAGACAGGCAGUUGUGGAGAUAACAACAGUCCAGACUAUUAUCUACAGCAGGCAUCAAAUGAUGAUACAUUUAUUUUAAUCGGUAAAAUGUUCGCUAAGAUGUGCAGAGCUGCAAGAAUCCCAUGCGUUCUUGUGGACGGCAAGGUAAAAGAUGCAGACUACGAGCCAGGUGAUAUUGAGAUAAAAGGACAAAAUACCUGGGCAAUUGUAUACGUGGCAAACAGCUGGCGGUUCGUGUUUCCUUUCUGGGCCUUUGUAGUAUUGUAUGAUUACCAAAAGGAAAAUUUUGUGCUGGUUGAGGAUUCUGGAACGUCAAUAAAAACAAGUCUCACAGCAAAUGUCGGUACCCCGAUGCUCAUGUUCAACGAAUUUUAUUUCCUGACUGACCCUGAGGAGAUGAUUUACUUCUGUCAUCCGUAUGACGAAGAAAAGCAAUUGCUGACUGAACCAUGGACACGAGAGAAGUUCGUUGAGUCGCCUUACUUAUGUGAACAGUAUUUUUCGUCUGGAUGGAAGCUGACCAACCCGUUCACGUGCGUGAUCAAGUCUACAACUGGAUGGUGUUUGAUUGACAUGUUUAGUCAGGAAGCUGGUUAUAAACUGAAGUACCAGAUCUUUUUCGACGAAGGUCGUUCAGGAAGAAAAUUCCCACAGGAAAUACAAACAGAACUCUACGUAACUAUAAUAAAGCGGACUCAGCAGACGGACUCAUUUUUGGUCAGACUUCCAGUAACAGGAACAUACACAUUUAGAGUAUGGGGAGUUCAUGGAAAAACAACCUUUCACCUAGUCGAAUUUCAGAUCGUCUAUGAUAAUUCAGCUCCAGACACACAGCCCUUGCCGUCCCACCCAACAAACGGGUUUGGCUUUGGUGAAGCAGCUGCUGAAGCUGGUUUGUCGGAGGCUUCCCACACGGAAGGGGUUGUGCCUGUCAAAAAUGGUGAUGAAAUCAGCAUACACUUCAAGGUUAAAGAUUAUGUGGACAUUUUGGCCAGACUGGUCCACUCCAUUCGGACACCAGAAGAACUUCGGGACAACGUCAUCGUGAAGCGAGAAGACGAUAACGUAACGGUCACGGCGAGACUCCCGGCAGACGACCCGAUACCAGAAUAUUCCCUUGAAAUCGAUACUAUAAAAAACAGAAAAGAAAAUGAUCAAUCUUCAAAAAACAUGUUUAAUUUUCCUGUUCUGAACUACUUGCUGACCAGCGAUGAAACACUGAAUGCAGUAAUCAGGGACAAAGACACAAAGAAAACAUUGCAGUUCUAUGAAGAUGCAUGGGUCUCUGUUGGCAAGUAUGACGCAGAAGGAAACUUCAACUGA
Pomacea canaliculata is the source of this 1935-nucleotide messenger RNA. RefSeq names its product hillarin-like. NCBI's taxonomy places the organism in Eukaryota, Metazoa, Mollusca, Gastropoda, Architaenioglossa, Ampullariidae. The record is from RefSeq and is a predicted model, not a curated record. Bases 358 to 1935 code for a protein of 525 amino acids. The transcript has 10 exons.